AUGGGUAGAUCUAAGUCGGUUGUAGCGAGAGGAAAGGGGGAGUCGGGUUCCACUCGGGUUAAGUCCCUUAACCCGAUAUAUUCUACUGUGGUGGAUCCGGCGGCUUUUGUUGAACUUGCUGGUUUGCCGCCGUCGGCGGAAGUGAAGAUUCCCGGCUCGGAUGAGGAAGCCUUUGACUGUCCAGAGGGGUAUGUGGUUAUGUAUGAGUAUCCGUUCACAAUUGGCUUCAAAUUUCCUUUCACUCCUCUAGUUAGGUCCUUUAUCGAGGUUUUCCAUUUGAGUCCGGGUCAGUUGAUGCCCCAGAUAUGGCGGGUUUUCACGGUGGUGCAUGGAGUUACUGCGAACUGGCGUACGCCGUUUGACCUGUCUGAUUUGAUGUACUCUUACGACCUAGCACUGCAGAAGUGUUGUAGGUAUACCUUGGUUACGAAGAAGGGGAAGACGAACUUAGGUGUUGGUUUAGGUGUGAACGACAGGGGUUGGCAGAGUCGUUUUGUCUUUGUAGGCAAAGAUUCUCUGGGAGAUAAAGGGCGGUUUCUGGUCGAGGGAUGGACGAUGGAAGCUGUCAAGGCGUCGUCGUUGACUGAGUUGAACGCUGAUUCUGAGGAUAAGUAUCGGAAGUUCUUGGGUUAUUCUGUCGAGGAUAGGUCUUUCAGUCGCGACGGAGAGUUUUUAGACGAGCAGGAGGUGGACCGGUCAGGCGACGUCGCCGAGGAGGAGGAGAUAGACGAGGGAUCAGGUCAACUGACUCGUCGUCGGAAAAGGUUGGAUUUGCUUGAGGAGGUAGUGGCAAACUCGUCGUCCGCCGAAGGUGAAGUAGGUGAUAUGGCUGACAACUCAGAGCAUACUCUUUCGUCUCGGCCUGUGUCGAGGAUGUCUCAGAGCGAGAUUCAGGAGCGUGCAAGGAAGCGACUUAGGUCGUCCUCGACUUCUGGUGGACGAGGUAUGACGGUUGUACCUCGGUUUUCUGCGAUAGGUUCAUCGGCCGAGACGCCUGUCGUCAUAGGAGCCGAAGGCUUUCAUCCGAUUGCUUCGUCGUCGCCUCCACAGCCGUUCAAGGCGUCGUCUGCUGCUGUCGACGUUAGUAAAGUGUCUACUUCGUCGGCCAAGAAGCGACCUGUCGAGACGGAUCCUGUCGAGGAUACGGUUAUCACUUUGCCCCCAAGCUUCUUGGGUGAUGAAGAGGCGUCGGUUAUAUGGCCUUUCGCUGAUCGCUUGAUCUUGCCUACGACGUAUCGACGAUACCACGAGGUGGAUGACUAUCUGGCUAAUGGCGGUACCAUGGCUGACCUGUCGGUGCCCGUGGUGGAUUCGGAGGAGUUGGCGAAGACGGCUGACACUGCUAGUACUGAGGCGACGGAGGUGGAUGCGGCUUUGUUGGUGGUGAGUGCGCCUGUUCCGGACCAAGAGGGGGAGGUUUUAGCUGUUGGGUGCGAAGAGGAGGCCCUUGCCGUCGUUUCUCAAGACGAGACGGUGGACGUGGCGUCGGUGGAGGUGCCAGUCGUGCCCCCAGAGCAAGAGCCGGAGCAGGAAGUCGUGGUCUCUACUCAGGAAGAAGGGAUGUAAUAGUUUGUAGUUUUCGAAUUUUCUGUUGGUUUUUGUGUUUUGUUGGUGAACUUCUUUAC
This is a messenger RNA of Spinacia oleracea (spinach), 1625 nucleotides long. RefSeq lists its product as uncharacterized. NCBI's taxonomy places the organism in Eukaryota, Viridiplantae, Streptophyta, Magnoliopsida, Caryophyllales, Amaranthaceae. The record is from RefSeq and is a predicted model, not a curated record. The transcript is spliced from 4 exons. Bases 1 to 1566 code for a protein of 521 amino acids.